This is a messenger RNA of Selaginella moellendorffii, 1426 nucleotides long. Its product is annotated as protein APEM9-like. The transcript has 7 exons. Bases 40 to 1029 code for a protein of 329 amino acids. NCBI's taxonomy places the organism in Eukaryota, Viridiplantae, Streptophyta, Lycopodiopsida, Selaginellales, Selaginellaceae. The record is from RefSeq and is a predicted model, not a curated record. Gene Ontology annotation, biological process: peroxisomal membrane transport.
AGAUCAAAUAUUAGGGCUCUGUUUUUAGGGUUUAUCACAAUGCAGGGCGAGGAAGGGGAUGCGCUGUGGGACGAUAUUGUCCUCGCUGAGAGAUUCCUCGUUAGCGCGAUGUAUGCCCGUUCUUUGUCCAAGGCGUCCGAGGUUCUUGACAAGCUGCGGCUAAAAUCCUCAGACACUCGACGGCUUCUCUACGCUGUUAACGAUCAAGGCCUUAGAGACCUUGUUGAAGCUGCUGGAAUGGUGCUUGUCCAAGCGACCAGCGAAAUGGGGAGGCUUGGAUCGUUAUUUAGCAUCUUGGAAGAUCAUUUCGAGAGUCUGGAGUUUAUACCGCACUACUUGGUUCUUCCAGCAAUUUGUCUACAAGUCUCAUCUCAGCUCCAUUAUCCUGCUCAUCUAGCUCUUCAGUGCUACCUCGAUGGCUGGUCCAGGGAUGCCCAACAAAGUGGCUUUUACACUAAAACUGUCAAAGAGUGCACUAUGCUCUUGCCGGGGGAUAUUUAUGCCGACUUAUCAGAAAUCUUUUCUGUGCACCUAUUACGUCUCAAGGACCCCAAGUUGGCCCUCAGCUGGACGGAGAAACUCAACCUGCCGAAAAGGAGAAGGCAAGAACUGUUGGAAAAGCUUCUUGAUCGUACCGUCCCUACGCCAAUGAAAAAAAAAGAAUUAGAAGAAGAAGAACAGGGAGCCGGCUUUCUUGGUGACAAAGAAUCUGCACCUACAAAGAAAACGAGAGCUCUCCAAUCGACAUCGCUACGUAUAAGCUUUGCUUACUGGGUAAAGCUCCUGGUUGAAGUGCUUCGCAUAUUUUGGAUCCAAGCAUUGGCUCGAAUAUCAUUCCAGUUCUCUGCAAUAGGAAAGAGCCUUGCAACGAUUAUUAUGGUGUAUGCGUUGAUCAAGAAACGCCACCUUAUCCGGAGGGCCAUGAGCAACGUGUUGCGAGGCGCUCUCACUGGACUAAAAGACUUUUGGGACCUUGCUUUCGGAUUGCAAAUAAAUCCACUGGCUGCGGUGUCAAACGCUGGACAUUGACGUGAUAUGGACCUACACACAUUAGUUUGCCCAUGGAAACCGUAUGGUACUCUCGAAGGGAGCUCGAUGGACGCUACUGUGUCUAGCUUGGGAGAGCUCGCAUCCAUAAUAAGCAGUUCGGAGACGCCAGUUAUUUCAUCGUGGACGUAGCAAAGCAGAAAGCCGUCAUCUUCCUCGGCAUCGUCGUUCCUGGGAACGAAAAAUGGCUCACUGCCAAAACGUCCCGUUCCAAAUUUUCUCCAUGCAACCACAGCGGGGUCAUACUCGAGAGCUUCUUCAGAGAUGGUCGUCACGUUGGAACAUCUGGGAGCAUUCAGAUCGAGCUUUGCAACUCCAGAGAACUUCGGCCAUGGACCAUAAAUCGAAUAAUAAGCAUACCUCGUCUUUCUGGUGAUCA